AUGGGCAUAUUCGCAAGGAAGACAAGUUGGACGCCCGAGCAGAUCCCUGAUCAGACGGGGAAGGUCGUGGUCGUGACUGGCGGAAAUGCCGGUAUUGGUUAUGUAACCUGCAAACACAUCGCCCGCCGCGGGGCCAGGAUCUACAUCGCUUCCCGCUCCCUCGACCGCACCCUCCCCGCCAUCGCCUCACUAAAGGAAGAAACGGGGAACGAGAACAUCCACCACCUCCCCCUCGACCUAACCUCCCUCUCCUCCAUCCGCUCCGCCGCUACCACAUUCCUCGGCUCAGAAUCCCGUUUGGACAUUUUGAUCAAUAAUGCCGGUAUCAUGCUCACACCGUAUGGGUUGACAAAAGACGGCUACGAACUCCAAUUCGGGACGAAUCACGUGGGACAUUACGCGUUUACGCAUCUCCUCCUCCCUACGCUCCUCCGUACCGCUGCACUCCCCGACUCCAUACCUGGCUCCGUUCGCGUGGUCAGUAUUGCGAGCGAGGGUCACCGUGGUGCGCCGUCGUGUGGAAUUGAUUUUGGGGACGUGAAUCUGGAAAAAUCGAAUCCCGCAACUCGCUACGGACAAUCCAAACUCGCCAACAUCCUGCACGCACGCGCACUCCACAACCACUACCACGCAUCCCCAGGCUCUCCAAUUUUCGUGUCCGUCCAUCCCGGCGUGAUCUACACUGAUCUCUACAAAGAACUCUCCGGUCCGGGCGUUGUCUCGACUCUUCUUUCUCCGUUUAUGUGGCUAGCGAAAAAGUCUCCGCUAUUUAUAUCGUUGGAGGAGGGAGCCUGGACGCAGUUGUAUGCCGCUACGGCCCCGGGGGUGGAGAGUGGAAGUUAUUUGGAGGCGUUGUGCAGUGUGGGGACGCCGACGAGACAGGGGAGGGAUGAGGGGUUGGCGGAGAAGCUUUGGGAGUGGAGUUUGGCGGAGCUGGAGAGGCAUGGGAUCAAGGCGGAUGCGGAGGCGAAGCCAACGCCGGGGCUGGCCGAGGAGGAGUAA
Molecule: messenger RNA, 1002 nt
Organism: Saitoella complicata NRRL Y-17804
Lineage: Eukaryota; Fungi; Ascomycota; Saitoellomycetes; Saitoellales; Saitoellaceae
Product: NAD(P)-binding protein
Exons: 2
Coding region: 1-1002 (333 amino acids)
Source: RefSeq, a predicted model, not a curated record